Messenger RNA from Oppia nitens, 2580 nucleotides. Its product is annotated as integrin beta-PS-like. The transcript is spliced from 8 exons. Gene Ontology annotation, biological process: cell migration; cell-matrix adhesion; integrin-mediated signaling pathway. Gene Ontology annotation, cellular component: focal adhesion; cell surface; integrin complex. The record is from RefSeq and is a predicted model, not a curated record. Bases 1 to 2580 code for a protein of 859 amino acids. Gene Ontology annotation, molecular function: integrin binding. NCBI's taxonomy places the organism in Eukaryota, Metazoa, Arthropoda, Arachnida, Sarcoptiformes, Oppiidae.
AUGUUAGGCCAAUCAGUUUGGUUACUAUUGAUAGGAUUAGCCGUUUUUUGUCCACUGAUUGUCGACUUUGUUGAUAAUGUUGUUGCCGGACAGACCAACAAUUUGAACAAUACAUGUAUAGCCGCUGAAACAUGCGGCCAGUGUAUCUCAAUAGCCAACUCCCAGUGCUACUGGUGCGAUGAUCCCCAGUUCAAUCAUCCGUACAGGUGCAAUGGCUAUCGGCAACUGUUACGCGACUACAAGUGCUCGGAAAGUCAUAUCAUUGGCCGAGAAUUGAAAACCCGGGCCGAACCUGUGGCCAACCGGGCGUUUAGCAAAGAAAUCGGUCAAAUUGUACAGUUAAGGCCACAGCGCUAUCGGGUGUCGCUCAGGGCCGGUGAACAACUGUCGAUACCGAUUCAUUUUCAAAAAGCUGAUGACUAUCCAAUGGAUCUCUACUAUCUGAUUGACCUGUCCUGUACGAUGCGACAGUUUUUGACCAAUUUGGCCGAAGUCGGCCAACUUUUAGCCGAUACUAUCAAACGUAAGACCAAGGAUUUUAAGAUAGGUUUCGGUGCGUUUGUCGAUAAACCGGUUAAACCUUUUGCCGCCCAUAAGCUCGAAACAAUACCGUGUUGUCUACCGAAAAACCCGAACGACUGUAUUAACGGCGAACCAACCUAUAGUUUCUCGCAUCGGCUGACACUGGACUCCAAUGAACGCGAGUUUGUUAGCCGUGUUCGUGGAUCGCGAUCGUCGGGUAAUACCGAUUCACCAGAGGGAACGUUAGAUGCACUGAUGCAGGCACUGGUAUGCAAGCGUCAAAUCGGUUGGAGGGAUCAGUCGGAUAAGAUUAUUGUUGUCGCCACCGAUGAAGAGUUUCAUUAUGCCGGCGAUGGAAAGUUAGCCGGUAUAGUGACGCCCAACGACGGCCAGUGCCAUAUGAAAGAUAACAACUAUACACACUAUCAUCUACUGGACUAUCCAUCCAUGUAUCAGAUUGCCGAAAAAGUCAGGGAAAAUAAGUUCAACAUUGUUUUUACGGUUACCAACAAAGUUCAGCCAAUCUAUCGGACACUGGUCGACAUUAUCGGCUCCAAUGCCCGAUUGGAUACACUACAGGAUACAAACAGUCGGGCUAUUGUUGAACUAAUCGAUAAAGUCUACAGCGAUAUCCGGUCGUCGGUCGAGCUCCGGGUUGAACCGUUUGUCUCGACUAAUGUUAUCGAUGUUGAGCUACUGUCCAAUUGUAAUAAGGGUGCGCUCAGGCGUACAAAUAAUUGUACAUUUCAGGGAAUGCCGGCCAUUACGUUCAGUGCACGAAUCGGUUUGAAGGAGUGUCCGAAAGACCGAUCCCAGUGGAACCAGAAGCUCAAAAUAGGUUUGGCUAAUGUUAACGAAAGUGUUGAAAUUGAUUUAGAAAUGCUAUGCGAAUGCGAUUGUGAACGACCUGAUCAUGCAGUCAGGGAUUCACCCGAAUGUAGUAAUAAGGGAACGUUUGCUUGCGGUAUAUGUGUCGAGUGCUAUGAUAAUCGUAUUGGCAAACAAUGCGACUGCGAUCCCGGCCGACCAGUUAAUCCCAGUGAUCCCGAAGCCCAAUGCAAACUAAAUAACAUAACCAAAUGCAGUGGACGUGGAGAUUGUGAGUGUACCUGUCAGUGCUUACCCGGCUUUUCUGGCGACUACUGUCAAUACGAUGAGACCAACUGUUUGCCGAUUAACGGCCGGACAACACGUGGCGGCGGCGGCAGUUUAUGUAGUGGUCAGGGAAAGUGUUUGAAAGGCCAUUGCGACUGCAAACCGGGCUUUAAUGGUACCUAUUGUGAGUGUCCUACUGAUGAUAAUGAAUGUAAACCACUAACCGAUCAAAAGGAUAAGCAGAUUAAGUUAUGUUCGGGUGAAGGCGAAUGCCGGUGCAAUAAAUGCCAGUGCAAUAACAGUUCACUGACCGGCCGAUACUGUCAUCUGUGUCCGCGUUGCGAAAGUCAACAGUACUGCGAUCUGAUAGCCCGCUGCGUACCACAAGUAUGUCAACUGUAUGGCUAUAAUUGUACGGAAAGUUGUCAGGGAUUUACUUGGGAUAUGGUUGUUGGCGGCAAUACUAAUCAAUUGACGACUACUGAAACCAAUGGAGCUGCUGCUGGUGCUGAUGGUAGUGACGAUGAUGAUAGGAUAUACAGUUUUAAAUACCAGUGUCGUAACCGUAGCUCAGAUAACCAGUGCGAUCUGUCGUUCAGUUACGAGAGACGGGCGGAUGAUCUGAACAAUAAUCUCCGUUUUCUCAUAACAAAUGUCGAUAAAAAUUGUAUCGAAAAAGUCAAUCUGGUUGUUGUGUCCAGUGGUGUCGUAGCCGGUGUUAUACUUGUAGGACUGGCCCUACUGUUGAUCUGGAAGCUGAUCACUGAACUAUGGGAUCGCAAAGAGUUUGCCCGUUUCCAGAAGGAGCUGAGCAAAACCAAAUGGGGACAGUCCGAUAAUCCUCUGUAUAAAGAAGUGAAACAAACCUAUCAAAACCCGAUGUUUGGUUUAAGGGAGAGAUCAAUGAAACGAUUGUCCCGUUUGACUGAACGAAUUUCCCGACGAUUUGAUAUCAAUACAUAA